CCAGGGCUUUGGCCAGGUCAUGGCCAUGUGCUAGCAGAGAGGGGGGAUGCCUUUUCUCUCUGGUAUGUUCCCGUUCGCCCUUCCAGGCGCAGGAACCAUGCCCCUACAAGCUCCGAUGGCGGUGACGUCGUUCCAGACGCCGAUGCCGCAGCCAUCACCUUUUCAGCCCCAGCUGGUCAGCACCAUGGCCCCUGUAAACUUGACCAGCGCACUUAACGCUGCAGGGCCGUCGCGUCCCCCGCAAGCUACGAAUCCGCAAAUCACUCUUGAUGGUCAUUGCGUCUCAAUUGAGAGCGAUGACGGCGAGUGGGACAUCCCGAGGGCCCACAAGAAGAAGAAAGGAAAAAACAUCCGGCCAGCGACCUCCCGAAACUCCGCCUUCGAAAGGCUGGGGGAUAGGGAGGAAGGCCAGAGGAAGUCAGCCAAGCAAAGGCUAGGGCAGAGCGUUGCCCAUGUCAGCGCGUUCGCCCGGCUAGGCGAGGUGCCGGAGGCCGAGCCUGCCCGCACCCGGCGCUCCCGGUCUAACUGGCAGGAGCCAGCGAGGACGAGGGCCUCUCGUGAGGAAGAGGAAGCAGAGAGCCAGCCCAGGUUACCGGUGGCGAACCGGUUGACCAUCCCAAAUGACCGCGUCCAGCACAUGGAGGCAAAACUAGAGAGGCUGGAGAAGAAGGUCGGAGAGAAGAAUGACCGGGACAAACCCUUGGCGGGGUCCCCGUUCACCACAAGGGUCUAUUUGACACCUUUCCCGCGAAAGGUCAAGAUCGACGCCCCCAGAUUCACCGGGAAGGAAGAUCCGGAAAUCCAUCUGGAUUCCUUCAACCAGAGUGCGACCAUGAACGGUUGCACCGAUGAAGAAAAGUGCCUUCUUUUCUUCGAGACCUUGCAGAACCGAGCCACUGAAUGGUUCAAUAAGCUUCGCCCGGGAAGCAUUGAUUCAUUCAGUGAUUUGGCCUCAAAAUUCAAGGCCAAGUUCCUGGAGAAUUGUACUAAGAGGAAGAAAUUCACCUAUCUUAGUACAGCCGGGCAGAGGGAGUCUGAGAACCUUACUCAGUUCCUUACCCGGUGGAAGGAAGAGGUAGACAAGGUGGAAGAGAUGGAUGACAAAACCGUCUUAUCCCUCCUCUUGAAUGGCUUGCGCGCCGGGGAACUAUACAAGGAGUUCUGCCGGAAACCCCCAGCCACGUACCAAGAGGCCUACCAUACUGCAUGGGAGUUUGCUGAGGCUGAAACUCAACUCCGGGCGAAGAAGGAAGCCGAGCAUGGUUACAAGCCCAAACCGGUUCAAGUCAAGAAGGAAGAAGCACCGGGACCUAGCCGGCCGAGGCACCACUAUGACCUGGUCAUCCGAAUGGUCAAUACGGAAGAAUGCCAAGAAAUCCGGAAAGCACCGGUCAUUCCUCCGGAAAACCCUACCGGUCAAACAGGGCGGCAGUGGUCGGGCACCUAUUGUUCAUACUACAGGUCAGAUUCCCAUAACACCUCCGAAUGUAAGAGUGUUAAGGGAGUAAUCCGGCAGAUGAUAGACAGUGGAGAGUUGGGCAAGGAUUACUUGCAGAAAGCACAAGAGAAGAGUCAUCAAUGGGUUAGGCCAGCUGCCCCGGGAGAUGACCAGGACAACGACCGGCGGAGGAAUAACUGGCCAAGGGAGCGGCAACCUGCUCCCGAAAAAGAGCACAUCGGCAUGAUCUUCGGCGGACCUGAGGGUGGAGAUUCAGCCGCGCAGCGGAAGAACUGGGUUCGGAGCAUUUACGUUGGAGAGGUAAAUGCUGAAUCGCCCAGGCAUAAACAUACUAGGAGGGAGCCGAUCGUCUUUACUGACCGGGAUCUCCCUCCUACCGGUGAAGAUCACAAUGAUCCAUUGGUCAUCACCAUGAACAUUAAUGGGGUGGAUGUCGCCCGGGUACUUGUUGACACCGGCAGCAGUGUCAACAUCUUAUACCUGGAGACUUUCCAAAAACUCAGGUUGUGUCGGACACAACUUGAACCCCUCAAAACCCCUCUCUCAGGCUUCACGGGAGAUACGGUACAAGCCGAAGGAUCCAUAGUUCUACCGGUCGAACUAGGAUCGGGUGAAAAAACCGUGUGGAAAAAGAUGCGGUUCAUAGUUGUGGACAUCAAAUGCGUCCACAACGCAAUUCUUGGAAGUCCAGGCAUCAAUAAGGUCGGGGCGGUGAUUUCCAUGCCCCACCUAUGCAUGAAGUUCCACACUCCAGGUGGUGUGGAUGAAGUGAAAGGCGAUCAGAGGAAUGCCCGGGAAUGCUAUGCCCGGGCAGUUAAGAAGAUGACCAAGGGGGUCAAUGUCAUCUCCCAAGAGAUCACAAAGGGAGAGACCCGGGAGAAAUUGGAGCCCGAGGCCGAGAUGGUGGAAAUCGAACUUCACCCUGGUGAUUCUUCGAGGAUGGUCAGAAUUGGAGCAAAUCUCCCCGAGGAUCUCAAGGCACAGAUUACACGGGUCCUCCAAGAAUACGCGGGCAUAUUCGCAUGGAGCGUGGCGGAUAUGCCCGGAAUAGAUCGCUCUGUUAUCUGCCACCGGUUGGCCGUGAAGGAAGGAAGUCGACCGGUACAUCAGAAGAAGCAGUACCUGGCCAGUGACCGGCGAGACUUCGUCAAGAAGGAAGUGAAGGACCUCCUCUGUGUUGUGUUGCGAAAUUCAACAUCCUCCGGGAGGAUGGUGAAGUGGGCGAUGAUGUUAACUCAAUUCAACAUUGAGUACCGGCUAAGGUUGGCAAUCAAGGGACAGGCCCUUGCUGACUUCCUGGUAGAAAUGACCGGUCUAACUCCAGACCUACCGGUCAACAAGCCCAUUGACCAAUGGUGGGAGAUGGGAGUUGAUGGGGCAUCCGGUCCUAGAGGAUACGAGGGUGGAAUCGUGUUCACCACCCCAGAAGGGUUCAAGAUCUACCAUGCAAUCGUCUUCAACUUCAAGCUGAUGAACAAUGAGGCAGAGUAUGAAGCUCUGGCUGGAGGGCUCAGACUUGCCCAAGCCCUAAAAAUCAGCCGGGUCAGUAUCAAAUCUGACUCUAGCCUGAUUGUUGGGCAAGUGACCGGAAACAUGGAAGCAAGGGAAGGACGCAUGGCACAGUACAAGGAGCUCGUGCUCGCCUUAUUGAAAGGCUUCGAGGAAUUCAAGAUCGCCCAAAUUCCCCGGGCAGAGAACGCGGAUGCAGACCUUCUCUCCAAAUUGACGCAGUAUGCUCCCGAGCAUGUUUCAAAACUUGCCCGGGUAGAGAUCCUUGACCGUGCAAGCAUCGAAAAGUUGGAAGUCGCCGCUAUAACAGCCGGAAGCCAAUCUGACCGGUCAAACCUGGUCGGGGCGGACGACCAUUGGAUGUAUGAUCUGAUGAGAUAUUUGAUGGAGGGGAGCUUGCCAGAACAAGAUGACCGGGCAAGAAAAGUUAAGCUCAGGGCACCCCGAUUCCAGGUUCUUAAUGGGAAGCUGUAUAAAAGGGCAUUUGGGGGGCCACUCCUGAGAUGCCUAACCAAUAGGGAGGCGGAACGAGUCAUAGCGGAAGUCCACGAAGGCGUAUGCGCGACACAUCAAAUGUCCCCGUACCCCCAAGGGAGUGGCCAAGUUGAAAACGCCAACAGAACGAUUGUGGAUGGUCUAAAGAAACGACUGGGAGAAGCGGGAAACAAGUGGCUGGAAGAGCUCCCACACAUCGUGUGGGCAUUCCGAGUAACGCCCAAGAGGUCUCACGGGGAAACUCCAUUCUCCCUAACCUAUGGGUGUGAAGCAAGGCUGCCCAUCGAAGCUGAAUUCCCAACGUUCCGGGAAUCAAAUUAUCAACCCCAGCAAAAUGAAGAAGACCACUUGGCCGAGCUCAACUUGGUCGAAGAACGUAGAAUGGCCGCAGAGGUUAAAAUGAGUACAUACCAACAAGUUGUGAUGAAGUACCAUGACAACAAGGUUGGGCCGCGGUACUUCCAAGUUGGAGAUGAAGUCCUACGAAGAAGAGAAGCAAGUAGACCCGGCGAUGGGGGAAAGCUGGCAAAAAACUGGGAAGGCCCAUACAGGGUUAAAGCCAUCAUUCGACCAGGAACGUACCGGUUAGAAACUUUAGAUGGUGUACCGAUAGAAAGAACUUGGAAUUCCCACCAUCUUCGCAAGUUCUACAAAUGAUUUUAAUACUAGGCGAUGCCUACUACAUUAUCAAUCACAGUGAUGUUCAAUACUCUACUUGGUAGCGGCAUAAUUGAUAGGUCGAACCUAUCCUAGGAGGGCUUCCUAGGUGGAUCGAAUCCACUUGGAUAAGCCAACUGAGACACAGGCCCGGACCUGGCACGCUGGUUAAUACACCGGUCUUGCUCAGUAUAAUAGAAAAAAUAUUAAAACCCGGAAGAGGGGCCCGGAAGAGGGUAUGCCUGCAAGAGGGCUGGACCUGGAAGAAGGUUUGAACCGUACUUACACGGGCCCAUGAGGUUUGACCGGUAUCGGGGAAUCAGCCGGUGCCGUCAAAUUGAUUGGGGACUAAAAGAUGCCCAUUAAAAGAAAUAGAAGGGUAUCGU
This is a messenger RNA of Cuscuta campestris, 4506 nucleotides long. The record is from the annotation of a GenBank genome assembly. NCBI's taxonomy places the organism in Eukaryota, Viridiplantae, Streptophyta, Magnoliopsida, Solanales, Convolvulaceae.